CAUCACUUGAACCACCAGCUUUCGGCGUGCAGCACGCCCUGUUGUUUCCAGUACUGGUACCUGGUGAUUCCAACAGAUUAUGAUCAUCCAGGCCGACUUGCCUGACCUUCGGCGUGGAAAACCCCAACAGUUUCCACCCGGCUCCGAGGUCUGCGCAGCUCCUUAAUUCGUUUAAGCAAGCUGUAAACAUUUGGGUAUGGGAGUUGCAGUGGCGUGUGUUCAAACCUAGAGCGGGUCGGUGUGGCGUGUGUUCAAACCUGGAGCGGGUCGGUGUGGGGAAAACCAGCAAGACUUCAAAAGUAAUCGAAAUUUUUCUCCAAUGGCACGAAAAUUAUUGCUCCGGCCGAUAACCUUUCCUUGUCCCCUGUUCCCGCCUUCCGCGCAUUUAACUCGGCGUCUCAAAGCUUCAGGCCGUAACAAAUGGACGAGACUGACUGACUCCCUUGAGCAGAAAUUCACCUCCCAUUUAGAGCAGCAUUCCCAAACUGCUCGACUCGUCGAAGGGGCGUAGGUACCUAAAGGUGCCCGAG
This is a messenger RNA of Lasiosphaeria miniovina, 530 nucleotides long. RefSeq lists its product as uncharacterized. The record is from RefSeq and is a predicted model, not a curated record. The transcript has a single exon. Bases 320 to 511 code for a protein of 63 amino acids. Lineage: Eukaryota; Fungi; Ascomycota; Sordariomycetes; Sordariales; Lasiosphaeriaceae.